CGCGGAACAGCGCCCAGCCCGCAGCAUCGGCGCCUGCGGCAGCCGAGGCCGCGCAGACCGAGCCGGGCGUCGUGCGGCGCUCGCUCGGCCCCUCCGCGGCGGAGCGUCCCCGGCCGCCCGCGGGGCAUAAGGCUAAGGCUUUCCGACUUCAGCUACAGUGCUAGCUAAGUCGGGGAAGGCAACACGGAGCAAAGCCGCGCGUCCCCCCGCCUCCUCUCGGCAUCGGGCUCUGGCAGCGGCUGAGCGGGCCAGCAUGGCGUGGGGAGCGGAGCCGGCGGGCGAGCGGCGGCCCUGCGGUCAGUGCGCGGCGGCGGGGGCGGCCGGGGCGCCUCUCGCUCUGUUGCCGGGCGCGGAUGAGCGGGACGGGGGGGCGAGAGGCCCCGCCGAGGCCGCCGCGCGGUGCUGCCCGCGGGUGGGGGGCUCCGGAGAGGCGGCCGCCGCCCCGAAACGCGGCGUGUCCCGGUGGCAGCUGCGCUUGGAAAGCGAUGUUGGGCUCCUCCACGGCAGCGAAUAGUAGCCGGGAGAUCGUAUGUGGCAUUUUGCCGUGUCUGUAUUCCUGGUUGAACUUUAUGGAAACAGCUUACUCCUGACUGCAGUGUAUGGACUGGUUGUGGCGGGAUCAGUUCUUCUCCUUGGAGCCAUUAUUGGAGACUGGGUGGACAAGAACUCCAGGCUCAAAGUGGCUCAGACAUCUUUGGUUGUACAGAACGCGUCUGUCAUCCUGUGUGGUAUUAUCCUGAUGAUUGUCUUCUUGUUUAAGACACAGCUUUUGACCUUAUACCAUGGAUGGCUUCUUACGGUGUGCUAUAUCCUGGUUAUCACAAUAGCAAAUAUUGCCAAUUUGGCCAGCACUGCCACAGCGAUCACAAUUCAGAGGGACUGGAUUGUUGUGGUUGCAGGGGAAGACAGAAGCAAGCUGGCAGAUAUGAAUGCCACAAUAAGAAGAAUUGAUCAGUUGACCAAUAUCUUGGCACCAAUGGCAGUUGGCCAGAUAAUGACAUAUGGCUCUCCGAUGAUUGGCUGUGGAUUCAUUUCGGGAUGGAACCUGAUGUCGAUGUGUGUGGAAUACCUGCUGCUCUGGAAGGUUUAUCAGAAGACCCCUACUCUGGCUCUCAAAUCUGCAAAAGUUGAAGAAUCGGAACUGAAACAGUUGAAUGUAAAGAAAGAGAGUGACGUGAAACCUGCUGAAGGAGUGCAGUUAAUUGUUGAGAAAGAUGUAACUGGCUUUGAGCCCCAACAGGAGAAGGAAGUCAGCUGCGGUGCCCGGAUUGCUGAACCUUUCAUCACAUUUCGUGAUGGAUGGGUUGCGUACUACAACCAGCCAGUGUUUCUUGCAGGCAUGGGUCUUGCAUUUCUGUAUAUGACUGUUCUGGGCUUUGAUUGUAUUACUACAGGCUAUGCAUAUACUCAGGGCUUGAGUGGCUCUGUGCUAAGCCUCCUCAUGGGUGCCUCGGCAGUCACUGGAAUCAUGGGAACAGUAGCUUUCACUUGGCUUCGUCGCAAAUGUGGCCUGAUUCGCACGGGCCUUAUUUCUGGAGUUGCUCAGUUUGCUUGUCUGGUCUUAUGUGCCAUCUCUGUAUUCAUGCCUGGAAGUCCUAUGGAUUUGUCUGUUUCCCCAUUUGCUGACAUCAGUGCCAGGCUGUUUGAAAGUGAACCAUUACCUACUAUAGCAUCUCCAGAAGAUAAGCCUGAAAUGGUUUUUGCAACUGGAAUGCCCAACUUGUUAAACGGGUCUACUACUCCUGCUAACGGCGACCCAGAGAUGAGUCCUGAGCCUGUGCCUUUAAUCUCUGUUAGUCUCCUGUUUGCAGGAGUCAUUGCUGCUAGAGUUGGCCUUUGGUCCUUUGAUUUGACUGUCACACAGUUGCUCCAAGAAAACGUGGUAGAAUCUGAAAGAGGCAUCAUAAAUGGUGUCCAAAACUCCAUGAAUUAUCUUCUUGAUUUACUGCACUUCAUCAUGGUCAUCUUGGCCCCAAACCCUGAAGCUUUUGGCUUAUUGGUGCUUAUUUCUGUGUCUUUUGUUGCAAUGGGCCACAUAAUGUACUUCAGAUUUGCCCAAAAAAGCUUGGGAAAACAACUUUUUGUUUGUUGCACUCCUGAUCCCAAAACAGUCUCUGACAGUUCACCACCUGGUAAUACAUCUACUGUCUGAAAGGAUUCACUUCUCUUACUAACUUGCUACAAAAAUAUCAUGGUUAAAUACAUUACCGCCUUUUGUGACCCUGUCUGAGGUGUUUCUCUAGAGUUGACUGCAUAAUUUAGCUGUUUGAGGAACCUGUCCCAAGAGAGUUUAAAUUUGUGUUACAGUGACCCUGUAAAAAUGUUUUGUUUGGCAGAGAGCAGCCUAGUUGAAUCUUGACAGCAGGUGUUUCAAAGGAUCCCCACAAGUUGCACAUCUAGUAUUUGAUCAACAAUCAUGAGGAACAUCAGCAUUGAUAAUGUUGAAUUCUGUUGCCAACCCCCACGGCAUGAUACUGUUCAGUGGUUAUACAUACUCAAUUUGUUCAUGAAUUCGGAACAAUUCUUGUGCUCAUUGAGCAAAACAAGAGGGUUUAUUUUUUAGUUGCUUCAGAAAAACUUGAUAUACAGUAUUUGGUUUUGUGGGGUUUUUCUGUUUUUCGCUUGGCAUGAACAGUUCUGCUCCCCUAUUUUCUCAAAUUCAUAUAAACAUACUUCUUGGAUUCCCAAAGUGGACUCUUUUAAGUUCCAGUGUUUUAACAAAAUACGUUUUUAGUAGUCUAUCUGUUUUGGUUUAACUUUACAGAAACACCUUUGUAGGGGUUUUUUUGCAUGUUUCCUUACAAAUACAAAUUAGGCGAGUGCUAGGUACAGUAUAUUGUAUUACACUUUUGUUGCACUUGAUAUCAAGUAAAACAUAGCGUCACUUAGCAGAAGCUAUUCAUAUAACAUUAUAAAGCAUGGCUUUUUUAAUUGCAAAUGACAGGUCUGCUCAGGUUUUAUGUAGCAGAAAGUGCUAAGGUCAGGAGUACUGGUACAGAAAGAUAAUGUCUAAGGCUAACUUAGUUUUUGCCUCAGAGUACAAGCAGCUUUAGUUUAUUUUUGAAUGCUGUUGUCCCUAAUAAAGCCUGAUGUAUUGGAAAAUUAUUAGUAUCCCAGGCAAAAGAAGUAAAAAAAGUGGAUUGCUUGCAUUUACCUGUUUCACGUGUAUGUGGAUUUUGACUUAGUUUGUUCUAAAAUAGUGCUAAAACAAUGAGAUGUUUGACUGUGUGGCCCUGUUAAGCAACUUCAAAACAAUGAAGAAUGAUAUUGCUCUGAUUUGCAAGAAGUUCUUGCUGUUUGUUUUGGGUGUGGUUUUGUUUUUUGUUUUGUUUUUUUUUGGUUUUUGUUUGGUUUUUUUUUUUACCCUGCAUGUGUACUAACAGUACUUCCAUAGUCAUUAACUGUAUGUGCACUUUUGUGGAAACUAUGCUAUGCGCUUUGCUUUCUCAGUAGAGUUGAACCCGGUGGUGUUCUGAGUUUUCCUAUGGCAUGAUGGUAUAACUUCUAAACUUAAAUCUUUGUAAAAUGUUUGUUUGCAAAAUAAGUAGUAUGCAAAAACAUACAUCAGCAACUUGUGAAAAGUAUCCUCUGUAACUUUUAAGUUGUUUUUUUGUUUUUUUUUUUAUUUUAGGUACUAUCCUCCCACAGUCAUUUUUGUUGCCAGACUUCAGCCCUGGAAUGUAAGUGUGUGAACUCCAUUGACAUUAAACAUGUUACACCAGGGCUGAAUUUAGGCCAUUCAUCUUAAAAUUUGUAAUGAUUACAUUAUAUAUCAAGCUAAAUAGAAUGUAAAAAAAACCUCUAGCGGCUUUUGUCUCGGAAUAUUUUGUAAGAGGAGUGAAAGUCAAUGAAUGGGAAUCCAAUGUACUUGUAGCCUUCAGUAUUCAAUAACUGGAUGUAACAAUUUUUCUCCUCUAAUGGACCAAAACCUAAUCAUUACAGCUAUGUUACUGAAAGUUUCUCAGGGAUGUUUUCACUAGGUUUAUAAGUGUUUAUACUUUGACCAAGCUUUCAGGUUUUGAUAUAAUGAAGUAAAAUAUGUUAAUUAGAGUAGUUUUAAAAUUUGUGACUCAAUCCUAAGUGUAACUUUUUAAGCAAAAGGGAAUUUUGCUGUCAGCGGAAUUUAAAAGUCAGAAGACAAAAAAACCCAAGCUUAUCUAGAUUCAUAGAACAAAUAUACCCAAACAAUAUGUGAUAAGUAAGCUAGUAAAUAAAAUACAUCUGAUUUGCCAAAUAUGCUUUCUCAUGUGUAUCUAAUCAAAAUUGGGACCAGAUUUUAAUAUCGCUGAUUAUAAAUAAAGGUAGCCCAAACGUCAGUGGAUGCCUCUAUACUGCACUUUGAACAUCUGAAUGCCACUGUAGAUAUUGGACUCGCUGGCCAUCAGGGAAACAAAGCUGAAAAUGCAGCUUCUUGUGGGCUGUCUGUAGUCUAGAGAACCCAGUGUGCCUAAAGCCGAAUGCUGUAGCACUAAGCACCAGACAUCCCAGAGAGGAUGUAUUCCUGAAAUCCUAGAGAGCUCCAAAAACAUAACAGAGGUGGGGAGCGUACCAUGUUCCCAUCUGUUCCCAAAUUUACUUUUUUUCCAAGAGCAAUGUAGUCUUAUUUGAGUUGAGUAGCAAUUUGUUUCAUAAAUAGUUCCACUAGAUAGUGCAGUCUGGAUCUCAAGACAAGAAAGUAGUGUUGGGAGGGAACUAGACCUUUGUAUUUUGUACACAUAAUGUUGCUAGGAUUCACAUGUGCAGAUACAAAGCCGGAAAGCAAGACAAUCCUAAAAGAGAAAGAAAAAGGUGUAUGCUAGCUUUAAGAAGAGUAGAGAGGUCUGAAUUGGAAAUCUUGUGUGUAUUGGUCUGAGUCAGAUGUCAAAAAAUGUAUGCUGCUUGAGCACAACCUAUUUGUGUAUAAGUCUAAGAUGUACGCAGACACCUGUACUGAUUAGUGCUUUGAAGCAAUGUGGAACCUGAAGUCUUACUUAGCAGGACUUUCAUUAAGUAAGCAUUUUUGGCCUUGUAUUUAUUUAUUUUUUUUUAAAAUGUGUCCAAUCUGGAUGAAAACUGCCCUUAAAAUGUACGCACUAGAAACCAAUCUUACCAGAAGAGCAUAUUUUAUUAUACAACCUUAUGCUGGACAUAGUAUUGAUUUAUGUAUUACUGUUGUUAAAGCUGAUGAAUAAAUUUGCAUAAAAAUUUA
This is a messenger RNA of Chroicocephalus ridibundus (black-headed gull), 5188 nucleotides long. It is a transcript of the gene SLC40A1, whose product is annotated as solute carrier family 40 member 1. Bases 530 to 2152 code for a protein of 540 amino acids. Lineage: Eukaryota; Metazoa; Chordata; Aves; Charadriiformes; Laridae. The transcript is spliced from 7 exons. Gene Ontology annotation, cellular component: basolateral plasma membrane. Gene Ontology annotation, molecular function: peptide hormone binding; iron ion transmembrane transporter activity. Gene Ontology annotation, biological process: iron ion transmembrane transport. The record is from RefSeq and is a predicted model, not a curated record.